Messenger RNA from Stylonychia lemnae, 1176 nucleotides. The record is from the annotation of a GenBank genome assembly. NCBI's taxonomy places the organism in Eukaryota, Ciliophora, Spirotrichea, Sporadotrichida, Oxytrichidae.
AUGAAUUUCGAGGUUGAGUCCACCAACUACCAAUCCAACAACUAUUCUGACGACUCAGUGAAGCAACAACUAUCUGAUACUUAGAAGGAAUCUGAACUUAAGACCUUUGAGGAAGAACUUGAGGAACCAACAAUCAACAAUGAGAAUUUGAACCAGGACUCUAAUGAAGCUGCAGACUCAGAAACUGAAAACAAGGAGAGCAACAUUGAAGCACCUCAAAAGGAAGAAGGGUCAGACAGUACCAAGACUCACAGCAAGGGGGAUAAGGACGAGGAGCCAGUCAAGAGAGAUGACAGAAACCUUAUCAAGAUCUAUGAAGAUUCUAGUAUGAGAAAGCAACUCUCCUAUGCUAUUUAUCAACUCAGGGAAAGACAGACCAUCACGCUGCAGGCUUUUGGAGAAAACAUCUCUAGAGCUGUCAAGAUGGCUGAGAUUCUUAAGAUGAGGCUAGGAAUGCUACAUCAAGAGAACAUGCUUCUGGUCAAAUUCUAGCAGAGAUCUCAACCUAGAGAAGACAUGUCAGGAAUAUUGAUCAAGCUUUCUAAGUUGUCUUUGGAUCCUAAGCAUUUAGGUUAUCAGAAACCAAUGCCCAGAGAGGAUCUCUUCAAUGAGAGAAGAGGCAAUGAGAAUGAGUUUAGAGGAUCACAAAGGAAUAGACUAAGACUCAAUCAGAAUUUUCCUAGAAAAGCCAGAAGUCCAGAGAACUCCUCAAACCCAAGACCAUUCAAUGCACCACCUGGGGGAUAGAUGAGAGGACAGCCUAGAUUCCAUGAUGACUUCAACAAUGAUUUCAGAAGAAAUGGCAAUGGUAGAGGCCCUAAUAGAAUUAUUCCUAAUGCUAGAUUUGAUCACCAGCCUAAUGAAUUUUCAGGAUCGAUGCUAGCUUCACAGCACUUGAGAAGACCAAACCAGAUCAACAAUUAAUAACCUCCUGAUCUUAAUGAGUUUAGAGGGAAUCAUGAGAAAUUUCAAGGUAGAGACUUUGGCCAUGGAAUGAGAAAGAUGAACUUUCCUCCGAGACAUGAUCACAGACAUCCAGCUGAUUCAUUCAGAAGAAUGAAUGGACCUGGCAUGAUUCCUGGAGGACCUAUGAGAACUGGAGAGUAUAAUGGAAGAGGUAUGAGAAGAGGAGGACCGGGUGGCCUCAUUAGGGAGCCUAUUUCCCUCAGAGACUGA